AUGACGGCGCCGGGCGUCCGCGCGGGGCGCCACACCGCGCUGGGCUGCCCGUCGCCCGGCAGGGGCACGGCCUCGCCCAAGGGGUCGCCCAGGGGAUCCUCCGUGCGCGACUCGCCGCGCGGGUCGCUGUCCGACGACGACGACUGGGAGGGUGAGGUGGACCACGACGACCUGGCCUCCACGUCGGACGGCUUCUCGCUCUGCGACGACGACGACGACGAGUCCACCAGCUCCGGCACGGCAGGCCCGCGCUCCAGGACGGUCCUCAGCGCCAUGUCACGCGGCUCUCCGCUCGGAGUGUCACCCUCGCCGGCGGGGACGUCCCUGCCCAGCCCCGGCCUCGGUGGCGGCGGCGCGGGCCCGCCCGGCCGCAAGGUGUUCACCAACUCGCGCGAGCGCUGCCGCCAGCAGAACGUGACGGGGGCCUUCGACGACCUGCGCAAGCUGGUGCCGCGCCACCCGCCCGACAAGAAGCUGUCCAAGAACGAGAUCCUGCGCAGCGCCAUCAGGUACAUCAACCUCCUGUCGUCCGUCCUCAAUUGGCAGGAGAAGCAGGAGGCGCUCACCAACAACAACGACAGCAUGGCCUGCAACAACAACAACACCGUGUCCGUCAAGGUGGAGCCCUCCGCGUGGAUCUCCCACAACAACCCCCUGUCCACGACGGACUCCUGCGCCGUGCUGGCGAACCACGUCGUGCACAUCUCCAGAGGGAACUCCAUCACGUGCGGCUCCAAAGGCCAGAGAGUCCACACCGUCGCACAGUGCAUCAUGAAGGCUUACAAUCAGCUCGCGUUGCAGAGGAUGCCCGUGCUGGUGGCGUCGUCGCCCGCGCCGCCGGCCAUCCCAGAUGGAAAAAUAGCUUUGAAAAACAGAUCGGUCUGUUCAAAAUGGUUCUAUGUAGAUCAGUCAUUGUAG
Messenger RNA from Thrips palmi, 918 nucleotides. RefSeq lists its product as uncharacterized. The record is from RefSeq and is a predicted model, not a curated record. The transcript has 5 exons. Bases 1 to 918 code for a protein of 305 amino acids. NCBI's taxonomy places the organism in Eukaryota, Metazoa, Arthropoda, Insecta, Thysanoptera, Thripidae. Gene Ontology annotation, molecular function: DNA-binding transcription factor activity, RNA polymerase II-specific; RNA polymerase II cis-regulatory region sequence-specific DNA binding; protein dimerization activity. Gene Ontology annotation, biological process: regulation of transcription by RNA polymerase II.